This is a messenger RNA of Spodoptera litura, 3053 nucleotides long. RefSeq lists its product as uncharacterized. The record is from RefSeq and is a predicted model, not a curated record. NCBI's taxonomy places the organism in Eukaryota, Metazoa, Arthropoda, Insecta, Lepidoptera, Noctuidae.
AUGUACUCCGGUAGGGAUGCCGCAAAUACUGCGUAUCCCACGCAGUGGGCUCUAAAUCCCACAGCAUAUCAGAAUGUUGAUACUAGUCAUGUUGAUUGGGCCGCUUUAGCGCAGCAAUGGAUUGCAAUGAAGGAAGCGGCGGCGAUUGUAACCGCGCCGCCGCCUCCUGCCCUGAGGGCGGAGGAAGAGGGCGAAGCGCCCAUGGAAGUUGAGAACCCAGAUAACAACUCAGACGGCCCUCCCGGUGCCGAGUGGAACUCCACAACCAACUCUUGGGGUGGAUCUUGGAAUCAAUGGGGUUGGGGAUGGUCAGGUUCAGGGCCAGUGGAGCCUAAAAUACCACCAGACCCUGCUAUAGGUAUACCUCCCCUCGUAGAAGGGUAUACUGUACCCCCAGAAACAGCUGCUCCGAUACCUGGAUACACAACGGGCACUCCUGCCCCAACAUUCCAGCAUGGCUAUUGGACGGCACCGCAAGUGGAACAGAAUAACAGCAGAAGCAGUAGUUCCAGUCGAGACCGGCGAUCUAAGAGCAAGAAUAGAGAACACAAGCCAACUAGAACUUCCAGGUCGCAGAGGGAUAAAGCGCCCGCGAUACCCCCCGUAAUCGAGCCAAUAGUUAUGCCCACGACUAUGGUGACAUCUACAAUUGAUGCAGCUAAGCGGCGUCAGCUUCCAGCGUGGAUUAGGGAAGGUUUAGAAAAAAUGGAGCGUGAGAAGCAGAAGGCAAUAGAAAGAGAGCAAGAGUUGAAGGCAAGAGAAGAAGCAGAGAAAGAAAAGAAGAGAUUAGAAGAAGAGGAAUUAGAACGAAUGAAAGCAGAGGCCGGAGGCCAACCCGUCAUGCCACCUAAGAGUAAAUUCGAAUCGGAUUCCGAAGGUGAAGAUCAGGAGAAGGAGCCAGCGUCGUCGAGUCCAGUGAAGGAGGAGCCACCGGACGAGGCCAACGCUCCGCCUGACGAGAGAGAGGAACCUCCCGCUCUCGUCAAGAGGAGUAAAGAGGAGAUCAUGCAAGAAGUGAUGCUUGCAGUCCGUCGCUCCCUAACAGAAAUCCUCCUUGAGGUGACGGACCAGGAGAUUCAAACGGUGAGCCAGGAAGAAUUGGCCCGAUAUACCGCCCUACAAGCAUCGCGCCUCAACGCCAUGAAGGCGAGCAAGUCGAAGGCACUGGCCGCUAUCGCCAGUGGGCUCGGGCUGGGCGCGUACGAGAGCAGCUCCGACGACAGCGCGGAAGAGGACCAGGAUGAACUUUCUGAUCAACAGCUACAGGAUAUCAUCAAGCGCAAGAGGUUGGACUUCGAGCGCACUGCACGAGAGAUAGAAGCUGAAGUACGGCGUGCUGAAGCAAGAGAAGCUAUUGAAGAGUCUUCCACUCCCAACAACACUACGCCGGAGAGACCAAGGCGAUCACGUUCAUCUGCUACACCACCACCAGACAGUGACACCCCUGAUAAGUUACCUGAACGUCGCCUCUCGAAGGACAAAAGAAAUCAUAAGUCAGAGAAAACUGAUGGAGUCAGAAAAUUAGACACUAUUCUAGAGGAAAAGGUUAAGAAAUCAAGUAAAAGAGAUCGAACACCUAGCCCCUAUUCAAAAUCUUCCAGUAAAGCCAACAAAGAAAGCUCUUCGUCCACCAGUGACUCUGAAGAUGAUUCCUCAUCCAGCUCAAGCGAAUCCUCGUCGGAAACUGAACAAGAUUCCACAGCCCAUUCUAAAUCCAAGAAACGCAAACGUCGGGGCUCCAGUUCUAGUGGGUCGCGUAGAAAAUCAAAAAAAGACAAACAUAGAAAAGACAAAUCUCACAAAUCAAGCGAUAGGAGUUAUUCCAAGUCUAAAUACUACGACGACUCUGAGAAAUCCGACAAGUUUAGGUCCAAGAAAAAAGAUGAUUACUAUGAUAGACACAAAUCUUCUAGGAGUAGGGACUACGACAAACAUAAAUAUCGUGAUGACUCCGAGGAGGAGCGUCCUAGGAAGCGUACGAAGCGGUCGCGUUCCAUCAGCUACGAAUCGCGCUCGGGGCGCAAGAAGGCAUCGCGGGAUCGGUCGGAAGAGCGUUCGCACAAGAGGGACAAGAGGUCAUACGACAGGGAUAGCUCCAAGCGGGACAGGUCUUACGACAGGUCGGGCCGAGACUACGACAAGUACGAUAGGUAUGAGCGGUCUAGGGACUACGACCGGCGUCGAUCGCGCAGCGGCAGUCACUCCCGCCACCGCCGGUGAACAUCAGGUUACACAGCGAACAGGUUGUACUUCCAUCUAUCUUGUAAACUUGUGUGUUCAACUUAGACAAAAGAACGAUUCAAUCAUUAUCAUGCUGCUUAAGAUAAUGCAGUCUAUAUUAAGCAUACUAUAUUUUUAUUAUUUUUAUGUAUAUUAUUUCUAAAACAAGUCUACCUCGAGCUAUUUAGGUACUAAUAUAAAUAUUAGGAUGAUGUCAGAAAUGUUAUUAAACUUUGCAUAAUAUUAUUCUUAUUGUCCAGAAUACUACAAUUGAAAUGCUCAGUAUAUUUUAUUACAAUCAGUAUAUACUUUGGUUAUUAUGUAUUUAUAACUAGCAUUGAACUUAAUAGAGCUAUAUGUAAUAAAGACGUAUUACAAAUACAUAUCAUUUGAAUAAAUUAAAACAUCCAUCUACUUCAAAGUACAUAGGGACAAAUCGAAUUGAACGUGUAAAUAAAACUUGCAAGCAGUAAAUUAAUAAAUUUAACAUCCGUGACAAUAUCCGGUUGUUUCAAUGAUCCAUUAUCUUUCGGUUCCAUUUCGUUAGAUAACAAUCACGACACAUUUAUCAUGUCCGAGACGUUUAGUACGUUACGCAUUAGAACAUCCGUCCUUUAUCGCAUGUUAGGAGCUAUCAGCUUUAUAAUUACCGAGUGCAUUUCUGACAUCAAAAAAAGCUAUAAGGCUGUGAUAUAUUAUUUUUUAAUUUUUCUCUUGCAGGUGGGAGCAAUCAUAAGUACGUGCAAGAUGUAAAUAUUAGUCCCUUGUGUAUAGUAUUUUAGUGUGCACUAUUAUUCGCGUAUAUAUAACUUUAAUAAACACUUCACAUUUAC